Arabidopsis thaliana (thale cress) is the source of this 5896-nucleotide messenger RNA. It is a transcript of the gene WYR, whose product is annotated as inner centromere protein, ARK-binding region protein. The transcript has 10 exons. Bases 121 to 5418 code for a protein of 1765 amino acids. The record is from RefSeq and is marked reviewed. Lineage: Eukaryota; Viridiplantae; Streptophyta; Magnoliopsida; Brassicales; Brassicaceae. Gene Ontology annotation, cellular component: nucleus; spindle.
UUUUUUUCAGUGAAAAACGAAAGCGAAAAUGAAAUCUUUAUCCCCAAAAUUUUGAAAUUCAAAUCCGCGCUAACAGUCUCUCUCUCUCUCUCGCUCUAUCUCUAGAGUAGGUCGUCGGCGAUGUUUUCCGUCAAGGAGAAUCCGAGGGGGAAGACGGCGAAUGUGAAGAUUGAGAAUCUUUUCGUUCAGAUCUUUGAGAGGAAGAGGCGAAUCGUCGAGCAGGUUCAGCAACAAGUAGAUCUCUAUGACCAGCAUUUAGCUUCCAAAUGCCUACUCGCCGGAGUAUCUCCUCCGUCGUGGCUCUGGUCUCCGUCUCUACCUUCCCAAACUUCCGAGUUAAAUAAGGAGGAGAUUAUAUCAGAACUUCUAUUUCCUUCAUCAAGACCUUCCAUCGUUUGUCCUAGCAGUCGUCCCUUUUCAUACCAACGGCCUGUCAGGUUUCUAGCUGACAAUGUAGUAAGACAAGACCUGACCUCUGUGGUAAAUAACCCGCUAGAAGAGCAGUUGCUUGAAGAGGAACCGCAACACAACCUCUCACACAACUUAGUCAGACAAGUUUCGAAUCAUUCUCAUGAGCAGGAUGUUAAUAUUGCAUCUCCUAGAGAUGUACAUGAGAAAGAGAGAUUGCCAGAAAGUGUCUCAAUCGAUUGCAGAGAGAAUCAAAGUUGUUCAUCUCCCGAACACUCCAAGAAUCAGAGAGUUGAAACUAAUCUUGAUGCUACAUCUCCUGGAUGUAGCCAAGGGGAAAAGGUUCCCAAAUGUGUCUCAACUACUGGUUGUAAGCGGAAAUCUUCAUCUCUUGGUUAUUGUCAAGAGGAAAUUGAACCAGACACUUGCAUUGACCCUGGAUUAUCACUUGCUAAGAUGCAGAGAUCAAGGUCACGUCAAAAAGCUUUGGAGCUUCGUAGUAGUGCAAAAGCGUCAAAAAGCCGUUCAAACAGUAGAAAUGAGCUCAAACCUUCUCCGGGUGGUGAUAUAGGCUUUGGGAUUGCUUCAUUAAGGUCUGAUAGUGUUAGUGAGAUAAAGUUAUUUAAGCAUGAUGAAAAUGAUGAAGAGUGUCGAGAAGAAGUGGAGAACAGUAAUUCUCAAGGUAAAAGAGGAGAUCAAUGUAUUAAGAUUAGUGUACCUACAGAGUCUUUUACCUUGCAUCAUGAAGUGGAUUCAGUGUCAAUAUCUUCAAGUGGUGAUGCUUAUGCUUCUAUUGUACCAGAAUGUCUACUCGAGUCUGGUCAUGUGAAUGACAUUGAUAUAUUACAGUCCAUUGAGACAAUUGAUGAAGCGUCUGGCAAAGUAGAUGAGCAAGUGGAUGAUCCCAAAAGCAGAAGUUGCUAUGAAACAGCUUAUCUCGAUGGAAGUACAAGAUCUAAAAGCUCAAUUCAAGAUAACUCCAAGAGGAAACAUCAAAAAUCAAGCAACUCCUUUUCUGGUAAUUUUCUGUUAACAAAUUCAAAUCCCUCUCACUGGGCUGAUCAUGAAGUAGAAUUACCUCAAGCAAUAACUACGACUAGUGAAGUUUCUAUGGUGACAGAUGCGGGAACGAGCAUCUUUCAGUCUGAAAUCAUUGCAAGAUCUAGAAGUAAUGCUCGAGAAAAUAGAUCCAAGACCGAGCAUUCAGGCUCUGUUGAGUCUUCUUCAAUUAACUUGGAGCCAAGAGAUUCAAUUCCAGUACUGCAAGGUAGCCAUGUAAAAGAUUCACUGAAUCCCUCUAGUGUUGAUGCUGAAGGUUUAGUAGUUGAAAAUAUUACUAGCAGCGAUCAAUCAAAAGAAACGGGUGAAUGUGUUGACACUAACAGAUGUUCAAGUGCUGAAAGGGUAAGCCAAACUGGUAUCUCCCCAGAUGAGACCACAUUUGCGGGUGCAAUCCAAGACUCUAUAUCCCAGAUCGAGCUUUUGAGCUUUGUUGAGUCCUCUUCAAUUGAACUGCAGUCGAGACACUCAGUCAAGCAAUCAGACGAUGAAAGUGUAUUGUUGAAGCCCGUUACUGUUAAUGGCGAAGCUUUAUUAGUGGAGGAAGAUAACAAUGGUGAGUCAACUGAAAUUAGCGGUAUUUCAAAAUCUAGAAGUUUAAGCCAAACUGACAUCACGGUAGUUUUGCCAGUGGUGGUGGAAUCUAUUCUUAAUGAAAGUGGUACUCCGGAAAAAUUGAUUGACCAUUCUAAAAGAUGUGAUAUCAGUUGUGGGUCCAAGGAAGUACAGCCACUGGGUUCAUUGACCGAAGUGGGGAGUAACCAAAGCCAUGGAAUAAUUAGUAGGGCAAGAAGCUCACUCAUAGAAGAGGAAUCAGCAAAUGACUAUAAGGCUCUUUCUGAUGGGUCUAAUCAUAAAUCGGCUGACAAACAACUUGAAGUUAGAGAAGGAAAUUCAUUGCUGAGAACCCCUGAUCGCCCUGUUUUUGUGGACAACUUCGAUGAGGUUCCAGAGAAUAGUCGAGAAAAAUCAAGCAUGGAGAAGGUCCCCACCCCAGCACCCACCGCAAGGGUGUUUGAUGUCCCAUCUCUCACUGAUUCUGGAGUAAAUUUAUCGGCAAACAAUGAAAUGAAUGACAUUGAAGAUCACAAUGGGUUAAACAUAGAAAUGGUAGCAGAAAUGGAAUCGUAUGCAAGCCACCCUGGCUUAAAAGUGGGAGAGAAUGAACCUACAGAGUCAAAUACAUUCACUGGCCAUAUAGAUGCAUUGACAAAGAGACCUCAACAUGAAACAUCCUCUGAAAAAGCUGUUCCCCCAAUUAAAAGAGAUGUAACAUGUACAGAAGCAGAUGAAUGUCAUGAUCUAGAGAGCCCGAUUCAAGAAUUUUUCUGCUCUAGUUCCCCCAUGGGGGGUUCCAUGCGGCAGAAUAAGCGGAGAAGAAUCCUGGAAAAACCAACUAGAAGAGAGCUUUCGUCAAGUCCAGGGGGAGACAUUCUCGAGUCAGAUUAUGUUAGGGAAGCAGUACAUCAUAGGGAGGAAGCCGCAUGUCACAACGUCGAUAACUAUGACGUUGAGUUACAGAAGUUGAUUGGAUCUGCAUCUUCACAUCACUAUAGUGUUGAGUUACAAAAAAUGAUUGGAUCUGCAUCGUCAGCUGAGUUACGAUUUGAAGAGGGAGACAUUCUCGAGUCAGAUUAUGUUAGAGAAGCAGUACAUCAUAGGGAGGAAGCCGCAUGUCACAACGUCGAUAACUAUGACGUUGAGUUACAGAAGUUGAUUGGAUCUGCAUCUUCACAUCACUAUAGUGUUGAGUUACAAAAAAUGAUUGGAUCUGCAUCGUCAGCUGAGUUACGAUUUGAAGAGAGUUAUUUACUCAAGGAAGCUGGAUUGAUGAGUCCUGCCUCGCUUUCCUACAGAACAGAACAGCUAAGUGUACAGAGGAGUCAAAUUGCUCCAGAUCACAGAGUUGGAUCAGAAAAUAUUAACUUUUUUCCAUAUGCUGGUGAAACCUCACAUGGAUUAGCUAGUUGUAUUGUUCGCGACUCAGAUAGUUCUCCUUGCUUAACACCCUUGGGUUUGAUAAGCUCAGACGAUGGAAGCCCCCCUGUCUUGGAGGGUUUUAUUAUCCAGACUGAUGAUGAAAAUCAAAGCGGCUCCAAAAACCAGUUAAAUCAUGACAGCUUCCAACUUCCAAGAACUACAGCAGAAAGUGCAGCCAUGAUAGAGCAGAUUUGCAAGUCUGCUUGCAUGAACACUCCGUCAUUACAUCUGGCUAAAACAUUUAAGUUCGAUGAAAAACUAGACUUGGAUCAGUCUGUUUCAACCGAGCUGUUUGAUGGCAUGUUUUUCAGUCAGAAUCUCGAGGGUAGCUCUGUCUUUGAUAACUUGGGGAUUAACCAUGAUUAUACAGGAAGAUCGUACACUGACUCUUUGCCUGGUACUGGCUCAUCUGCUGAGGCUAGGAAUCCUUGCAUGUCACCAACUGAGAAGCUGUGGUAUAGAAGUUUGCAAAAGUCUUCCAGUUCAGAGAAACGAAGCACUCAGACACCAGACCUACCUUGCAUUAGCGAAGAGAAUGAGAACAUAGAAGAGGAAGCUGAGAACUUAUGUACGAACACUCCAAAGUCUAUGAGGUCAGAGAAGCGAGGAAGUUCAAUUCCGGAACUUCCUUGCAUAGCUGAAGAGAACGAAAACAUAGAUGAGAUAUCUGAUGCUGUCAAUGAAGCAUCUGGUUCUGAAAGGGAGAAUGUGUCUGCUGAAAGGAAACCUCUUGGUGAUGUUAAUGAAGAUCCUAUGAAGCUUCUUCCAUCUGUUUCUGAAGCCAAGAUUCCUGCCGAUAGACAGAGUCUAGACUCUGUCAGUACUGCAUUCAGCUUUUCAGCUAAGUGCAACAGUGUCAAAAGUAAAGUGGGAAAGCUGAGUAACCGAAGAUUCACGGGUAAAGGUAAAGAGAACCAAGGUGGAGCAGGUGCUAAAAGAAAUGUUAAACCGCCUAGUAGCAGGUUCAGUAAGCCUAAGUUGUCUUGCAACUCGAGUUUGACAACUGUAGGUCCACGGUUACAAGAAAAAGAACCUAGGCACAACAACAUUGUCUCAAACAUCACUUCGUUCGUUCCACUAGUGCAGCAGCAAAAACCAGCACCUGCACUAAUUACAGGGAAAAGGGAUGUCAAAGUAAAGGCCCUGGAGGCUGCUGAGGCUUCAAAACGUAUUGCUGAACAGAAAGAGAAUGAUCGUAAGCUGAAGAAGGAAGCUAUGAAGCUUGAACGGGCAAAACAGGAACAGGAAAAUCUGAAAAAGCAAGAGAUAGAGAAGAAAAAGAAAGAAGAAGAUCGAAAGAAAAAGGAGGCAGAAAUGGCUUGGAAGCAGGAGAUGGAAAAGAAAAAGAAAGAAGAAGAAAGGAAGAGAAAGGAGUUUGAAAUGGCUGAUAGGAAAAGGCAGAGGGAAGAAGAAGACAAAAGGUUGAAGGAAGCUAAAAAAAGACAACGCAUUGCAGAUUUUCAAAGACAACAAAGAGAGGCUGAUGAAAAGCUUCAAGCUGAAAAAGAAUUGAAAAGACAAGCUAUGGAUGCGAGAAUAAAAGCACAAAAGGAACUCAAAGAAGACCAAAAUAAUGCUGAGAAAACCAGGCAAGCGAAUUCUAGGAUCCCAGCGGUGAGAUCAAAGAGUAAUUCUAGUGAUGAUACCAAUGCUUCAAGAAGCUCUAGAGAAAAUGAUUUCAAGGUGAUAAGCAAUCCAGGGAACAUGUCUGAAGAAGCCAACAUGGGAAUUGAAGAAAUGGAAGAGUCGUACAACAUCUCUCCAUACAAAUGCUCAGAUGACGAAGAUGAAGAGGAAGACGACAAUGACGACAUGUCCAACAAAAAAUUCGCUCCUACUUGGGCCAGCAAGAGCAAUGUACGGCUCGCUGUCAUUUCCCAACAAAACAUUGAUCCCGAUGUUACUUUUCCUGCAAAAAGCGCCUGUGAUAUAAGUAACGUUCUUUUGCCGCGAAAGUUCCAGUCGAGAUAGCAUAAACAACGAGAAGCCAAAGGUCAGAUUCUCAGUGACAUUAAAACCACAAACAAAGUAAGUAUCUAUGUGUUUCAAGUUUCUUCUUAACUUUUGCUGAAAAUGAGGAACAUAAACCAUAGUAUCUUUAAGCUUAAGAUUCCUUUUUGCUUUCUUAUGUAUCAGUGAAUGGGUAAUGUAAUAAUUAAUUAGUCAAUCCCCAUUGACGCUCAUGUUCAUACAUAACGGCUACUUCCAUUUUGUAAAAUAUUCAUAGGUUCUGUUGAUUUUCCUAGUGGAAAGAGCCAGGUGCUGAAAGCAAGAGAUUUGUUCUUUUUCAAUAUAACCAAAUUCUCACUACUUUUCAAUGUCGACUUCGUCAAAAUAACUUUUGGAUAAGAAAGAAAAAAAAUAACUUUUUGGAUCACGAUCGCUUAACUAUAUUUAUUAUUUAAUAACUGUCGAAUUCAGAACUUAAAUAAAGUAGUCACAAAUCACA